This is a messenger RNA of Rotaria sp. Silwood2, 741 nucleotides long. NCBI's taxonomy places the organism in Eukaryota, Metazoa, Rotifera, Eurotatoria, Philodinida, Philodinidae. The record is from the annotation of a GenBank genome assembly.
AUGGUUAUUUAUGUAGCAAUUCGAAAGAAAAAUUAUCAAAAUGUAACCAAUUGUUAUGUCAUUAAUUUAGCUAUAGCUGAUCUUUUAUUUUUAACACUUUCAAUUCCGUAUACAACAUAUUUAGGUGUGAAAAAUGCAUAUCCAUUUGGUAAUACUGUGUGUAAAAUUUAUACGUAUCUCGCUUAUGGCGUUUUACAAGCUACUUGUAAUAUAUUAGCUGUGAUGAGUAUUGAUCGAUUUUUAUAUAUUGUUCGACCAAAAUCAAAACUUGGAUGGCGUACAUCGCAUAAUGCUUUUAUAAUUUGUAUUAUUAUUUGGGCUUGUAAGUUUAUUCAAUGAAUAUACAUUUCUGUGUUGCAUGUUUGCUUGCACUAACGUCGAUAUAUUGGUAACCGAUUAUCGAUUGGAGAACAACUAUGGAUAUUUUGCGAUAGAAUGGUGGUUAGAAGAUAGCCAACCCCUUAGAUAUCAAACUACUGUCAGCUAACUGUGAUGGCCAAACAGCAGAGACUUCAGUGUUGAAGUCUCUUGAAAUCACACGAUGUCCGUCGUAGUCUCAUAAACUCUUACGAAGUUUUUAAGCUAUGACUUUCGUGAAGUACGAUCUAAAAGUAGUGUUGAAAUAUAGAGUAGAAAAUGGAAUCUUUCUGCCCAUUUUGCCUUCGCCCUCCACAACACUCUUAACAACAUCUCUUCCUCAUUACAUACUGUAACAAACGCCUUAAAAACACUAUCCCUCAC